Messenger RNA from Tremella mesenterica DSM 1558, 800 nucleotides. RefSeq lists its product as uncharacterized. Bases 156 to 707 code for a protein of 183 amino acids. The transcript is spliced from 3 exons. Lineage: Eukaryota; Fungi; Basidiomycota; Tremellomycetes; Tremellales; Tremellaceae. The record is from RefSeq and is a predicted model, not a curated record.
CUGACAUUAUUGCAUUCCCCUUAUCCGAUCCAGCCUUCGCUUUCGUAUUGGACAAUCAAGCCGUGCCUCAUACGCAGUUCAAUCCCACCCCAUUCAACAAGGUUUCGAUUGGUUUGGCCGAACUCGGUAUUUUGGCGACUGACCUUCCUGAUUUGAUGAUUUCACAUCCGCCUGGGGAAGGAAUUUGGUCUACGACAUUUAGACCCUUCGACGAGGAUAACGUGGAACCACCUGCAGGACCAUCAAGACCCGUACAGCUCGAACAGCCAGAUGCACCACGGUCGACUUCAAGGUUCGAAUUUGCCAGAGCCAAUGGUUUGACGGGCCAGAAUCCUUUUGCGGGAUUGAGACGAUCAGAGGACAUGGGUGGGAAUGGAUGGCAACAAGGAACACCGGCUGGGUUUUCGGCGUUGUUAGGUCAGGCACAGGGACCUGAUUGGGAUGGAAGUAGAAGCGCUAGGUCAGUAGGGAAUGGGAGUGUUAAAGGACAGCGGUCGGAAGUGAGGGAAAGAGAAGAAUAUGAAUCGGCCUCACUAUCUUAUGUCCAAUCCGCUGGUCAUCCACAGAGACUCUUCACACCCGACUCCAACUCCAUUCCCGAAGAUGGCCCAUAUGGUCCCUCUCAGCUUUUCAGCCCUCCUCAUCAGUCUCAAUAUGGCUAUGCUGGUCAGGGGUCCGUCCAAACACAUCAAUAUCGCCGUUUUUGAAACACCUGCGGAUCGUACGUCUCCUACGCCUUGAUACCUCGAUGCAUGACAUCGUUCACUUUCAUAAUCAGGAAUGCAUUCACGUCACUCACC